This is a messenger RNA of Cooperia oncophora, 1983 nucleotides long. Lineage: Eukaryota; Metazoa; Nematoda; Chromadorea; Rhabditida; Trichostrongylidae. The record is from the annotation of a GenBank genome assembly.
AUGACGUACCAAGUGCAACUGGUCGACAAUGGUUCCAUUGAAGAAGUCGAAACGGGUGACAUUGCUGUACCGAGCGUGCCUAUGUAUGAUCCGGACAUAAAAAGGACCAAUUACAUAGGAUUGCGAGUUGCUGCUUUGGUUACAAGUUCUUACUUCAUGGAUCAACCGGUAUGGAGUACAGGAACUAUAGGCACACUUCCAAACACUGCCCAUAACAGGGAGUUCCUGAUUUUCUUUGAUGAUGGGUUUGAACAGUACGUGCAGGCGGCAUUCGAAUCCUGUGAUAGCGACGCUAUGAAAGCUUCUUCGCUGGCAGGAGAUCGCGUGCAGCUAUUCCGCGAGAAGAUUCGCCUUCUGAAGAUUUUGCCGUUGGCGAGACAGUCAAUUGCUUCAAAUGGGAUUGAUAUUGACAAAGGUGGAGUGUACCAAUUGAUCAGGCAGAAUCCAGAGCGGAGAAGAUUUAUCCAGAAGUACUUUGAGAAAUACCCAGAUUGGCCGCUCGUACGUAUGAAAAAACCGUCACCGCCAGAAAGGCCAGCACAAGCUGUUGUGGCCUAUGAUCGCAAUCAGGAUCGUGUUACGGCCUAUGUGGUCUCCACCGAUAGAGCGUUGUGUGUUUUGCGGUUUCCUCCUCGUAGCCGUUCUCUUGCUGGUGUGAACUGCUUCGAAUAUCCCUGCACGCUGCCUGGGCACUUCCAUGUAGACGAGACUAUCUUCAGAGGAUCAUCAAGAAUCCAUGCAGUUAAUCUCGAACACUUUGGUAGUAACAAUAUGUCGGCAAGACGAAUGGCGAAGAAUCGUUCUCAGUUCGACGUUGUGCAGCCAAGCCCAUGUCCCGACCGGCUCAAGACCACCUCGACCACUGCGAGGAAGUCGUCGGCGCCAGUCAGAGCCGAUGGAGGACCAGCAGAAGCGCUCAAUUAUGAGAUGGAUCCACAAACUUUGGCUAUUCGAUUGAAGAAAGAAGCUCAGUUCGAAGUGCUGCCGUGUAGCCAGCCGCUGCCUCAGACCAGCUGGCAGUAUCAUACGGAAUGCUCACCGGUUUGCUUGGGAGGAUUGGAGCGCGAUCCUUCGAAUCCGCAAUUCUACAAGUGUUCACCAUUGCAUAUUCCGAUUUUGUGUGGAUGGCGACGAAUGCUUUACAUGCAUGAAAGUUCGGUGAGGCGUGCAAGCGACGGUCGAAUCAUGUAUCGUGCACCUUGUGGACGGUCCCUGGUCUCAAAGAAGUGCGAAGUUGGCAGUGAAUUGACGAUCGAUUUGUUCUGCUUUGAUCCGGUGAUAGAGACGAAAAACUUUGUGCAUGUAGCGGAAUCUUCUGUUAAAAUGGCCGACUUUACACUUGGUUUGGAAAACCUGCCUAUACCAGCAGUGAAUACGAUGGCUUACUGUGCUAGGCGGUUCCCCUAUAAUCAUCAAGUAGAUGUGAAGACGAUUUCGAGAGACUUCUGUUCGGGUUGUUCUUGCACAGAUGACUGUUCGGAUCCUUCGAAGUGUGAGUGUCAACAACUGACGGUUUCAAAUGUACAACGUCUAGCGAAAAGCUUUCGCCCUGCUGCUGGUGAAUAUGGCUAUAGCUACCGUACCCUGCUUGGCAAGACGAUCACAGGCGUAUUUGAGUGCAAUGAUAACUGCGGCUGUCAGCAGAAACGAUGUUAUAAUCGUGUUGUGCAACAACCGAUCAAGUACCCUAUCCAAAUUUAUAAGACCGCACAAAGUGGCUGGGGUGUUCGGGCUCUAUGUGAUAUCCCAGCCGGUGCAUUCAUUGCGAACUAUGUGGGGGCACUUCUGACGGACAGCAUCGCUGAUGCUCUUCAUGGAGAGGACGAAUACUUCGCUGAUUUGGAUCUCAAUGACGCAGUUGAGAACGAAAAGGCAACAACUCUUGAGAAGUGCGGAUAUCUGGAUAUGGGAUUGGGAAGUUCAGAUGAGGAAGAGGAACAAGCACAAUCCAAGAAGGAUGCCGAAGAUGAUGGAAUCGGGUAA